AUGAAGGACGAAAAUCGCGAUUUUGCUAGCGACGCGUCCAACUCGAAUGAUAGGGAUAAGCCGCUAACAACCGUAACAUUAGGAAUAGCUGCUAAGGCUAGGAUGGCCAGUGUUAGCCAGACCCGGGGAACUCUCUUAACUUGCACGAUCACUGGCGUCGCAAUCGGCGACGUUGUAUUUCGCGACGAUCGUGUGUCGAGGCACAUCCUCAAAGAUUCGAACUUCCUUAGGACCGAUGAUUUCUGGCGAGUGAUCGCUCUCGUCGACGAGUUGCAGGAUGAUGUUGCUUGUAGCGUCGUGAAAUCCGUCGCUGACGUGGACAGGAAGGCGGAAUCCUUCGCGUUGUGUAGAGUUCUCGUAGUCGAGAGGCUGACAACACGUAAGUGGGAGCCGGAAGAACGAUCGAAGAGAGUUCCAAACGAGCCUAGCUUGUGUAUCGAGGUGAUUCUUUUGGAAUCGAAAGACAUGCACAGCAGUGAAUAA
This is a messenger RNA of Necator americanus (New World hookworm), 483 nucleotides long. RefSeq lists its product as uncharacterized. Bases 1 to 483 code for a protein of 160 amino acids. The transcript has a single exon. The record is from RefSeq and is a predicted model, not a curated record. NCBI's taxonomy places the organism in Eukaryota, Metazoa, Nematoda, Chromadorea, Rhabditida, Ancylostomatidae.